ACACGCGCACCUGCAUCUCUCCCACUGACCGCUCAUUCACGAGAGGACACUGUCAUCUCCAACAGCUGAAUUUUCGCCACAUGGAGUUUUUUGUCUUGUUUUAUUUCUCCGUCUUUAUUCGCAAAAGUUUUGCCGAACUGUAAAUAAGGGUUUAGUCAUGCUUUUGUUUGAGCCAUAUCACUGAUGCGCAUCUCGCGCUCGGUCUCCGCGAGGAAUACAUCAGAAAAAUGGAAUAGGCGUUUUCUCUAUCCACCUUCACAAUGGGAUUAUUCAAACUUUAUUUUCUGCUUUGUACUGUUGGAGUUUGGUAUGUUUCAGGUUUCGGGGUUGACCCAACAUUACAUGUGGACAUCUUCCAAGAAUUUGAUCUUAUGAGGUCAAGUGCCGAAGCCUCUCAAGUCCAGGGGUUCCACAAUGAGAGCACAGCUUUUCUGUUUGAAGGCUCAUCAAGGAAUGCAAGGGCUUCCCUCAAGGCAGCAGAGCGAAUCCUUCAGAAGUUAAGAGGGAGAAAAGAGUUCACUCUUCUGCUGACCCUCAAACAGGAGAAACUGAGCUCUGGUGUGCUGCUGUCCAUCCACAAUGGGGAACAGAGGUUUCUGGAGGUAGAGAGCAGCGGUCUACGUAAUGAGAUCCGUCUCUUCUUUCAAACCGCAGACCAGCGGCUGCAGAGAGAGGUCUUCCCCUAUAGUCUAGCAGAUGGACACUGGCACAAAUUGUCUUUGGCAUUCAGUGCCACUCAGGUGGUGCUCCAUAUUGACUGCAACAGAAUUUAUGAAAGAAUUGUGGAGACACCAUCUAUGGACAUUCCUAGAGGAACAAACGUCUGGCUGGGUCAAAGGAAUGAUGCCCAUGGCUUCUUCAGGGGUGUGAUGCAAGAUGUUCAGUUGGUGGUUGUACCUCAUGGAUAUAUCAUCCAGUGUCCAGAUCUCAACCGUACUUGUCCCACAUGUAAUGAUUUCCAUGGCCUGGUGCAGAAAAUUAUGGAGCUUCAAGAUAUUCUGGCCAAAACAUCAAACAAGUUGGCACUUGCUGAAGAGAAGAUGAACUACUUGGAUGGCUGUUACUGUGAAAGGACGUGCAACCUGAAUGGAGAUAUAUACAGAGAGGACGAUGCAUGGAUAGAUGGAUGCAGAAACUGCACAUGCUCAAAUGGUACAGUGGAGUGUGAAAGUAUUUUCUGCCCACCACCCCAGUGCCCACCUAAUACAGCUCCAAUCUACAUGCCUGGAGCAUGCUGUAGAGAGUGCCUGCCUGUCUGUCUGUUCAGAGGAAGGGUGUACGUAGAAGGGGAUCGUAAAAGCAUACAUGACUCUGAAGGAAACUGUCUGCUAUUUGAGUGCAGGGAUCGAAGUAUGCGUAGAGUUGAGAUGACUUCCUGUCCAGAACUGAACUGCCCCGAGUCAGAGCUGAUCACACUCACAGACCGCUGCUGCAAAGUGUGUAGAGGGCACGAUUUCUGCACUGAGGGUCACAGCCGCAAUUGCGUAGAGAACUCGGACUGCAUUAAUCUAGAGGCAGGAGCUUCCUGCAGCUGCAAAGAGGGAUAUCAUCCGCUCAGGGAUGACAGCGCUUAUUGCCGAGAUAUCGAUGAGUGUGCGGAAGGGAAACACUACUGCAGGGAGAACACAAUGUGUAUGAACACACCCGGCUCCUUCAUGUGUGUGUGUCACACCGGAUAUGUUCGUAUUGACGAUUAUUCCUGCACAGAGCACGAUGUAUGUGCGCGUGGAUUGAAUACCUGCGAUGAGAAUGCUCUUUGCUUCAAUACGGUUGGUGGACACAGCUGCACCUGUAAACCAGGAUUUUUGGGUAACGGCACUGUCUGCAAAGCGCUCUGUGAGGGUCAGUGUCUCAAUGGUGGUUCUUGCAUUUCUCCAGAUACCUGUGUCUGUCAGCAGGGCUUUACUGGAAAGAGAUGUGAGACAGACAUUGAUGAGUGCUUGGAUGGAUUUGUGGAGUGUGACAGUCGAGCCACUUGUGUCAACCUACCUGGCUGGUACCACUGCGAGUGCCGCGAUGGCUACCAUGACAACGGAAUGUUCUCAGCCAAUGGAGAGUCAUGUGAAGACAUCGAUGAAUGUGAGAUGGGGAGGCACACUUGUGCUAAUGACACUGUGUGCUUUAACGUGGAUGGAGGAUAUGACUGCCGGUGUCCUCACGGCAAGAACUGCACAGGAGACUGCGCUCAUGAUGGAAAAGUGAAACACAACAGGCAGAUUUGGGUGCUGGAUGACGACAGGUGCUCAGUCUGCUCUUGCCAGUCAGGACUGGUGAUGUGUAGACGGAUGGUGUGUGAUUGUGAGAAUCCCACGGUGGAUGUGCUGUGCUGUCCUGAAUGUGACCCACGCAUGAGUUCUCAGUGUUUGCACCAGAACGGUCUGCUAGCUUACAGCAAUGGAGAAACCUGGGUGGAGAACUGCCAGCAGUGCCAGUGCAUGAGGGGAGAGGUAGACUGCUGGCCGAUAUUGUGUCCUACGGUCUCCGACUGUGAGUUUACAGUGGUUCCAGAGGGCGAGUGCUGUCCACGCUGUGUUAUGGACCCCUGCCUGGCCGAUACCAUCCGAAAUGACAUCACCAAGACCUGUGUGGAUGAGUACGGAGUCACUCGCUUCAGCGGCUCCGCUUGGACCAAACAUGGCACAGAGUGUUCCCUCUGCCAGUGCAAGAAUGGUCACAUCUGUUGCUCUGUGGAUCCUCUGUGCCUCUAGUUCUAUUCAAAUGCAAAAUGUCUGAUCUGCUCUCUCUACACCGCAAAAACAAAACAUAUUCUUAAUGAGUAUCUUUGUCUUGUUUUCCAGUAAAAUAUCUAAGAAGCAAAAUUGCAUAAGAUAUUAAGACUUGUUUUCAGAUAUUUUAACAUGAAUAUUAGUAAAUUUUAUGAUAAUAAUGUUCACAUCAAAAUCUUAAAUGCAAAAUCUGUCAGUGCUACAAGACAAAAUGCACUUAUAUUUAAAGGGAUAGUUCACCCAAAAAUGAAAAUUCUCUCAUCAUUUACUCACCCUCAUGCCAUCCCAGAUGUGUAUGGCUUUCUUUAUGCUGCUGAACACAAACAAAGAUUAGGUCCAUACAGUGCAAGUAAAAUGUGCCCAGAUCUUUGAAGGUCCA
Molecule: messenger RNA, 3105 nt
Organism: Myxocyprinus asiaticus (Chinese sucker)
Lineage: Eukaryota; Metazoa; Chordata; Actinopteri; Cypriniformes; Catostomidae
Product: protein kinase C-binding protein NELL2-like
Exons: 20
Coding region: 261-2708 (815 amino acids)
Molecular function (GO): calcium ion binding; protein binding
Source: RefSeq, a predicted model, not a curated record